GCAGGCUGUCACCUCCCCUCCUCCGCCGAGCUGUCAGAUGACAGCAGCACACAUGAACCUCAAUGCUGCAGACGGAGCUGCGCGUUUGCCGAUUUUACGUCUAAAUAAGUGCUCCUCGGCGUUUUAAUUCAAGCGGGGCAAGAGUAUGACAUGACAUGACACCCUUGUCAUCUCUAUGGACUGACCACAAAAUUGUAGGAGGGUUCAGAGCUGCUAGCUAAUGUUAAUAGUUAGCUUGAAGGCUAGUGGUAGCUAGCUGCUGAACGGAGUCUGGUUCUGCUUUGUGCCGUCAGCUGGCUAACGUUGCAUAGCUGACUCGCUAGCGAAGGUCGGAGGGACUAACGCUAGCUGAUGGUCAAGAGCGUCUAGUUAGCCAUUCGUUAGAAUUAUUGUGUCAUUUUAAUAUUUUGUCUUACGUCUGUAUGUGAACUUAUGUUUUAUUUGUCACGGGGCUCCACAUUCCUCCUGUUUUACACGUUUAUUAAUUUUACGAAAUUUAUCGUUGACGCUUGCUAGCUAGCAGGCAUUUCGGCUACGCUAACGCCAGCUCAGUGAGACCUCACAUCGCAGGGGUGCGGAGAGCUCCAGACUAGUCAAGGAAGGAAGAGAGGUGACUUAUGAUGUGGGCUGGGGGAAGCGGCGGGCUCUUAGGCGAAGGAGAACAGCAGUAUUAGUUUUAACACAUCGUAUUUUCUCAUAUUAGUCAUUGUCGAGGUGGGGCCGUAUCGUCAGUCAAGCUGUGUUGGACGGUGGAUGAAGAAAAGAAUUGGGGCGCUUGAUUUACGAGCUGGCUAAAUGAAUAGUAUUGGUGUUACUGAGUCGUGAGCUGGUGGCCACUGUGUCAGCUUCAAGGGAAUACACUCUGUCAAGAUUAUCGCACAGACUGCAAAAACCAGCCAGUUUGCUUAAAGAUGGCUUCGGCGAGCAGCAUUGCCGCAUCUAUUGCGAGCAAAACGAAGACCAAGAAAAAGCACUUCGUUGCUCAGAAAGUGAAGCUCUUCCGUGCCAGCGACCCUCUGCUCAGCGUGGUUAUGUGGGGAGUCAACCAUUCGAUAAAUGAGUUGAGCCAUGUUCAGAUUCCCAUCAUGCUCAUGCCAGAUGACUUCAAGGCCUAUUCUAAGAUCAAAGUGGACAACCACCUCUUCAACAAGGAGAAUAUGCCCAGCCAUUUCAAGUUCAAGGAGUACUGUCCUCUUGUGUUUCGAAACCUCAGAGAGCGGUUUGGCAUCGAUGAUCAGGACUUCUUGAACUCACUGACGCGCAGUGCUCCCUUGAACAGUGAGGCCCAGGGACGGAGCGGGGCCCGCUUCCACACCUCUUAUGACAAACGCUACGUCAUCAAGACCAUCAGCAGCGAGGACGUUGCAGAGAUGCAUAACAUUCUAAAGAAAUAUCAUCAGUUCAUUGUGGAGUGCCAUGGCAACACACUGCUGCCUCAGUUUCUGGGGAUGUACCGACUCACCGUGGAUGGAGAUGAGACCUACAUGAUUGUUACUCGCAAUGUCUUCUCUCACCGGCUUUCUGUCUACAAAAAAUAUGAUCUCAAGGGUUCCACUGUGGCAAGAGAGGCCAGCGACAAGGAGAAGCAGCCGCCCCAACCAGAGGAUGUGCCCCCGCGGCCCAAAUCUGGUAACGUUCAGCAAAGGCUGCAAACACUGCGGAUUGCCACGCGCUUUUACUGCGCCAUGAAACACGUAAGAGAUGCCAAGGAGCUGCCCACCUACAAGGACAAUGACUUCAUCAAUGAUGGGCAGAAGAUCUACAUUGAUGAGGAGAACAAGAAAAUGUUCCUGGAGAAGCUCAGGAAAGAUGUGGAGUUCCUGGCCCAGCUGAAGCUCAUGGACUACAGCCUGCUGGUGGGGAUCCACGAUGUGGAGCGAGCCGAGCAAGAAGACGUGGAGAGUGAGGAAAAUGAAGCCGAAGAGGAGGGCGAGAGUGACGGAGGGGGCAUCGGCACGCCCCCCGACAGUCCCAGCAACACGCUGGACAGCGCCAAGCCUCUGUCGCCUGGGGAGUUUGACCCCGCCAUUGACGUCUAUGCCAUUAAAAGCAAUGAAACUGCUCCCAGGAAGGAGGUGUACUUCAUGGCUGUCAUAGACAUCCUUCAGCAUUACGAUGCCAAGAAGAAAGCUGCCCACGCCGCCAAGACUGUCAAACAUGGGGCCGGAGCGGAGAUCUCCACGGUGAACCCAGAGCAGUACUCCAAGAGGUUUUAUGAUUUCAUCACCACUAUCCUGUCAUAGCCUCCAGGAGCGACGGAGGGGAGGGGAGGGGAGGGCACAGAGGCACAUGGGCAAGGGAGGGCGGGUGGGGAAGAGAAGUGACGAGAGGCUGUGCUGUGAUGGCUUUGUAUCACUCUCCCUUCCACCAUUCUCCUCAUCCCUCCCCGUUUGUCUGUCUUUCAGGCCACGCUCUGCAGCUACAACAACAACAAAAAAAAAAAAAAAACAUCAUUCGUUUACAUUUAACCUCUCCUCUGUUUAGUUUUGUUCAUGUGUUACUUUGGAUGAUAAGGGUGUUGAAAGCAAGUGUCCAAGUCAUUUUUUUAAAUAUAAUUUGUUUUUGUCUGUAUGGCUGUUCAUGUGGGAAUAUGGCUUCUUUUUUUAUUGCGGCUAGUACACCAUUCAGAAACCUGCUUUUUUUAUCUUGAUGUUGUAUUUGUUUUGCCCUCGUCAUGUUUCGGGGGAAGCGGCGAAGGGAGUGUAUCAUGUGUAUGUAAUCAGGUCAAGGGGAGUGCGGAGGUCAGAUUGCGGCACAAACUGAGGUCCCUCUUGCAUAGACAAAAUGUUACGAGGAAAUUAAUGUUGAGCCUCAGCCUAAUGCAAUUGCUUCGUUUCAGGAAGUAGGAAGCAGUCUUCCAAUAGGCCAACAGUCGGACUCCCCGACCCCUGCUCAAAUGCUAUACAAGUACUCAGCCAAACAAAACUCCUGUUCGGGUUCCUCUUCCAUCACUCGCCCUUUAAGCGCCUCCCCUCCCCCGUCUCAUUCUUCCAUGUACAGUUUCCAGGUUCUCCUCUCAGCGCUUCACAUCAGCUGAGAUGAGUUCACUUGCCGCAGUAAAUUAUAAUGCUCGUUUCCAGCACUUGUCUCUCCUCAGUGGUUGUCGGUGCUGUGUCCCUUUUGCUUUGUCGUGAUGCACAUUGUUUAUGGACGAUAAAGGAGAGGAUGUGUACCUUUACAAAAAGCGAAGAGGAGGGAUCUGAGCACACGAUUUCAUUUAGUUGCAUUUGCUCUUAAUAAUGUUGGGCAUUGAUGUGUCGGCCUGGUUUCGGUUCCCGUAGCAGGGGAUGACUCAGACGCCUGGUGUGACUGUAGUGACUGAGAAGUCGCUCGUUGUUGUAUGUCUGGGGGAAGACACAUGUCACACAGAAACAUCAACGGCCCUUAACUUUUCUGUUGCCAUCAGCACCUUAUGAGUAAAAUCAAAAACGUUGCACUUUUAUUUGUUAUUAGCGGUUAGGAGCUGUUCUGUUACAUGCGCUGCAACAAAGAGGAAAAGGAACUCUUAGAAUUCAAUCUUUAGAGGCCUGAUCUCAAAUCCCAUCUCAGCCAUUUCUCACCUACAGGUACUUCUGACUGUAAGGACUGGCUGGGAAGAAUUUACUGCAAUAUUAGACAGCGCACGAGUUCUUGUGCUAACUAACCUCUCCAGUCCUUCUUUGAGGUGCUCUGGGGUGCUGGUGUUGUGUUGUGCUGGGUUCUGGGACCGGGCCACAGUGAGACUGUGCUUGUGUGUUCAGGGCAGACAGAAGACUGUUUACCUCCAGCAUCGUACCUGCACACGCCCAGUUAUGGCAAGCAAUGUGUGUGUGUGUGUGUGUGUGUGUGUCAGUGUCAGUGUUCAAAAGUUGUAAAGGAGUGAUGCUGGGGAGAGGAGCUGCACAUGUAAAGAUGCACGUUGUUAAGUCAUUAACACCAACAAGCAGCGUUUCUCUUCUCCAGGCCGAGCUGUAAGUCUGUUAUCGGUGGCUGUUUGUGUCGUUGUUGUUGACAUGUUUUUUAAAGGUGGUUUAUCUGUGUUUGAAUUUGGCAGUUUUGUGAAUUGAUGUGGUAAUUUUUUUUGUUUGUUUCUGAGGUUUUUUGUUUUAUGUUUUUGUUUUUUUGUUUUGUUUUUUUGUAUAUUUUGCACAAGAGGAAAGGAACCAAAUGUUACGAAUACAAACCCAAUUAGUCGACAUGGUCUUAACAAGGGAAAUGCAAUAUACUCGUGUGUAAGUGAGAAAAGAUGUUGUGUGUGUGUGUGUGUGUGUGUGUGUGACGUUGUGUAUCACUUCUGGAUAACCAACUUAAAUAAGUAAAGUCGUCCUCUUUGACUAUUCUAACCCAUGCAAAAGGCUUCCAUCACGAUAUGUUUGUUUAGAUAUCAUAGAUUAUAUUCACAUUUUAUAUUUUUACAUUGGAUUUUAGUCAUAAAAUAUAGUCGUAUUUCCAAAAACAAAAAAACAAAAAAAAGGAAGAAAAGAGCCACCUUUAGGAAUGAAUGAUGGUGCUGUGGUAACUGAAGAAUGAUACUGCUUGAAUUUAUACAAUGCUUACUAUAGAUGUACUUAAAAAAAGAAAAACGUAAUGAAAAAACUGCAUGUGACAGGACUGAGUUUCCUUUCCCCUCUUUAGUGUGUGUUGUUGGCUGUUCAGGUUCUCCUUGUGUCCCCACACUAUAACCACAUUUGUGAGCUGUUUGGCGUAAAAUAGUCCCUACCGUGCUUUAAGUAACUGUUUUUCAUUGUAUACACUGUGCAAGAUGUGUGCCUUUAUACUCCAAAAUUAUUUAAUUUUAUACUUUGUAAUCUUUUUUUAAAAAACAAAGCUAAAAGGUUAUUUUAAUAAUAGGGUGUUUGCUCUGACAUGCGUUAUUUCCAACUUUAUUUUCAACCUCCUUCCGCCUCUGUAUUUAGACUUGUUCAGUGAAAUAAAACCAUGCUAACAGUUGUGUUUUAAACGACAAUAGAAAUAGAAAAAGAAAAAAUUGCUGUCUUAAAUUUGAAUAUAGUGGAUCGGUUUUAGUUCUGUAAAUUCAGAUCCGUCAUUCUGAUUAUUCAGUGUGUACAGGCGGCCCCUUUCUUCCUCCUCUUCUUCCUCCUCUUCUUCCUCUUCCUCCUCUUCCUCCUGCUCUUCCUCCUCCUCCUCAGAGGGAUGUGGGGUCUGCUGAUAUUAAUCUUUUUUUUUUCGUUUCACGCUGGUCCUGCCUUUAUAAGAGAAAAACGUGUGUGUGUGAGUGUGUGUGUGUGUGUGUGUGUGUGUGUCGUGAUUGUGUUUCUGUCGUGCUCGUGCUCGCUAACUGACGGUCUGUCUGCUUCUUCAUCACAGUCACCCCACUAACCACAGACACAGUUUUUAAGUGUUUGUCCACAAUUUCACUUCGACUCGUGUUCAUUUCUGAAACUGGUUUAUGUUCUCUUGCUUCCUUACCCCCAUCUUUGUGUGUGUGUGUGUGUGUGUGUGUGCGCGCGCGCGUGCGUAACCCGCGUCAGGGAGGUUGUCAGCUGAUAGUGUGUAUCGGUGGUAGGUGAUAUUAACGUGGCUCGGACUGCGCUUCCGUCGUGUCUUAGAGAACACGGGGGGAUGAGGGAACGCGGUCGUCUUCUACCUGCUUUGCUCUGUCAGACGUAAGCACGUAGAAAACGCGGCAGUGCAUGCCGGGAGAGUGUGUCGCGUGAGGAAGGCGGCGGACUUCAGCAGAUGCAAAUUAAAGACGAUAGUAAGACGCGUCCAGCUGCUGCACCGUGAGGUGAAAGCUUGCUUUGUGACCCAGCAGUCAACCCGCUGCCACCGUUCACUUGCCAAAGGCGUCUCUGAGCAGUCGGAAGUCCCCCACAUGAGCUCUAAGAACACUGUGUGUCGUGUAACGUGUCUUGGUGUUCCAACUGAACCUUGUUUUGGUGUGUUUGACCCCCGUGUGUGUGUUGAGACUGGAGCGAAGUGCGAAUCGCUUGCAUGUGAUCAGGUCCGAAGUUCGGCCCCGUGUGUCCAUGUGCUUUAUCAAGUGUUAGGGAAAAUUUGACAAACGACCGGAGAGCAGGAAAGGUCUGCAGGGCUGGGAAAAAAUGAGGGUUUGUUUUUUCUGGCUUUAAGAUAAAAAAAAAAAAAUCAGCAGUUUUAUUUUUUUGUUUGUUUUUUUUUUUUCUUUUAGAGGAAAAACUACUUUUGAAACACAGAUACGAGGCCAGGAAACUCACAGCUCCUGUGAUUGAGCUUUGGGCUCACAACAGUCCUGAAUACUUUUAGACUACGGCUGAAAGACUUAGAGUAAGCAUUGGUUACUGUGUGUGUGUGUGUGUGUGUGUGUGUGUGUGUGUGUGUGUGUGUGUGUGUGUGUGUGUCUGACUGGUUGGUGAGAGUUCCCUUUCAGUGGCAGAGAGGCCAAAAAUGUUGAUGUAUGUUUAUUGUUCUUCACAUUUAAUGAUGAUGAUGAUGAUGAUGAUACACUCCAUUCCAUACGCGUUCACUCAAACCAAUUAAAGCACUUGUUCUGCUUAA
Messenger RNA from Scatophagus argus, 6477 nucleotides. It is a transcript of the gene pip4k2aa, whose product is annotated as phosphatidylinositol-5-phosphate 4-kinase, type II, alpha a. Gene Ontology annotation, molecular function: phosphatidylinositol kinase activity. NCBI's taxonomy places the organism in Eukaryota, Metazoa, Chordata, Actinopteri, Scatophagidae. Bases 912 to 2243 code for a protein of 443 amino acids. The transcript is spliced from 11 exons. The record is from RefSeq and is a predicted model, not a curated record. Gene Ontology annotation, biological process: phosphatidylinositol metabolic process.